UCAUCCAAACAUGAAGCGUAAAAUAGCAGGAUUCUCGAAUCUAAGAGUCCUAUUCCUGUCUCGAAUCCAAGAGUCCUAUUGAUAAAGUUUUUCCAUAAUAUGAGCCAUCAAAUUCGCACAAGGUAAGUUUUUUUUUUUUUGGCUUUUAUAGGUGUUUCAGAUGGUAUAUGCAGUUGAUGCCGUCAACAUUUAAGAAGCUUGCAGGUUAAUAAAGCUAAUAUGGAUUCUGACCAGUAUAUCAUAAAUCAACUAAUCAACAAAUUUAUAAGUCAGCCUGUUCUCAUACGUGGAUUAAUUGUAGCAGAUAUUCAACAUUACAACCCACAAGAUAUCUUCUCAUUAGCUGAUAUGGCAACAAAUGCAAAUGGGAAUAAGGAAUGCUACAUUUUGACGCCACCAAGACGAUUUGUAUUUGUAUUGCCAUGGUUCCCAGUUCACCGAGCAAGAAAUGGAUACUGGAAGAAAGAUGGAUAUACAGAUCUUGAAAUCUAUGGCAAUAAUGGAAUAGUAGGAGUCAAGCAAAAGUUUCAUUUCUAUGAAGGGGGUAUAAACAAUGGCCGAAAAACAAAUUGGUAUAUGAUCGAGUACAGUUUGAAGGAGCAUUGUUGCUCAGUCACAUGCGACCAUGAGAACGGAAGGCUGGAGAACUGGGUUGUGUGUAAAAUCUAUCAAGAUUUUGGUCCAGAUCACUUGACUUCAGAGAUACAAAAAUUGAAUAUUUAGAACAAGAGCUGAAGCAUAGGUUUGCUAAUGGUUGUGCUUUAAGCUGUUCAUUUGUAUCUUUUACUUUGUACAAGUUGCUAACAUAUGGGAAGAAAUUAUCAAUUUCAAGCUCAUUUCAAAACCAGCUUUAAAGAAUAAGAUCCAUUUAUGGCAAAAAAAUGCGUAAAUGUACUAAAUAAUGGAACUCUUUUUUCUUUCAAAUCACCAAAUUGUCAAUGUAUUAAAACACAAAUACCAGUCGCACUUUUAGUACAC
Messenger RNA from Jatropha curcas, 978 nucleotides. Its product is annotated as NAC transcription factor 29. The record is from RefSeq and is a predicted model, not a curated record. Lineage: Eukaryota; Viridiplantae; Streptophyta; Magnoliopsida; Malpighiales; Euphorbiaceae. Gene Ontology annotation, molecular function: DNA binding. Gene Ontology annotation, biological process: system development; regulation of DNA-templated transcription.